Molecule: messenger RNA, 1894 nt
Organism: Nematolebias whitei (Rio pearlfish)
Lineage: Eukaryota; Metazoa; Chordata; Actinopteri; Cyprinodontiformes; Rivulidae
Gene: hps4
Product: HPS4 biogenesis of lysosomal organelles complex 3 subunit 2
Exons: 12
Coding region: 1-1830 (609 amino acids)
Biological process (GO): vesicle-mediated transport
Source: RefSeq, a predicted model, not a curated record
AUGGCUCAUCUCACGCCGCUGGACUCAAGAAGGUGCAGUUAUUUCUUCCUCUAUGAUGGAUCUAAGGUCAGAGGAGAAGGUGAUCCUACAAGAGAGGGAAUCUGCUACUUUUACCCAGAGGAGACCCCUUUAGAUAAGCAGGAGCUGCUGUGUGGUCAGCUGGCAGGUGUGGCCCGCUGUGUGUCGGAGCUGUCCUCCUCACCUGUGCACACGCUCACGCUGAAGCGCUGCAAGUUCGCCGUCCGCACGAAGAAGGACUUCUUCUGGGCUCUGGGCUGCUCCAUGAAUGUCCCUACUGUCAGUGUCUGCGAGCUCCUGGAUCAUCUCAUCAACAUUUUCUGUUUCUAUAACGGCUCCGUUUGUCAGAGCUAUCAGCUCAACAGUAAGGAAAGUUUGGCAGCUCGGUGGGCACGCUACCUCUCACACGUGCAGUCGGGACCCUCAGAGCUGUGCUACAUCUUCAGAUGUUUGAGGACCAUAGACUCCACAAACGUCGACCCACUUCUCUUCCUGAAAGCUGCCCUCAUUCUGCAGGCGUGUCAGCGAUGCCCUCUGGUGCUCGUAGGCUGUAUUCUUUUCAGAGGAAGAGUUGUCAGCUCACAGAUGUCUCCUCAGCUCACCAUGAAGGUCAUGGUGCACGAAAGUGAAAUGUACACAAAGUCCCAGAGGUCUAAUGAGGCGAGCACCCCCAGCCCACUGGGCGGCGCUGUCUGCUCCACCACUGUGUUCCUGACUACUUUUGAACUUCAGUACCUGCAGUCUGCUCCUGUCAACAAAGACCUCAGCUCUCAGUCCUCUGCACAAAAAGAUGAUCCCCCAAAGAAGACUCGCCUCUCCAGAACGUUAUCAGACACACCCUCCACGGAGUCGGAGACGUCUCGUCCAGCUCCACUCCAGUCUCCCCAGAAGCUAUCUUUCAGUCCUCACAUGUCCGAAUCAGAUGACUCUUUGUUUAGCCCAGCUUCAUCACAGAGUGCCAAUUCCCUCAACCCUUCACCUCACACUCUGAGGCGUCCAUUUUCAAACGGGAGAAACUCUUAUGAAACUGAGCAGGAAGUGCAGGAAGAGUCCUGUCAUCCCCAUUUUCAGAAUAAGGAAGAUGAAGUCAGUCAGACUGACGGCCAAGGAGCGAGCUCAGUGUUUGUAGAAGACCCCCGUGUUAACGGAGGGGCUGGAGAUGGAGAUGCUGCCUGUGGGAACGCACGUGCACGUGAUAAAGUUGUGGGAGAGAGCGGAGCCUGUAGGAAGGCUGAAAGUCACAAGACUGAGACGAGACACCCUCCACCUCUCACUUUUGACGGUCUAGAGGAGAGUGCGCUGAUCCCCAUGACGCUUUAUAUGCACCGGGUGAACGGCCUGGUGCUGGCUCUGCUGGUGGAGCCUCGAUUCACGAGCGACUCUGAUUCUAUGAAGGAAGUGAAUCACAGCAGCCUGGCUUCACUGAAUGGACUCGAGGCGCACCUCAGGGCCGUCCCUCCAGGGGCCCCAGGUGCUUCAGGGCAAUACAUGUUUGCACAUUAUGACUGCUUUCAGAGCACUCUGAAAACCAACGUGUCUGGACGGUCAGUGGGGGCCCCGGAGCAUCUCUUUGUCCGAGCCACAUCACUCCUCCACUCACAUUUCUGUGACACUGAAACUCUGCAGGAGGCUAUUAUCAGGAACGCCGGUUCUGCUGUGUAUGGAACCCGCAGCGUGGUGCAGGAGACAUUCUUCCAGCAGCAGGGCGGAUCUCAGAGGAACUCUGGCAUCCCCAACCAACAGGACAGUGCUUUCUGCCUGCCCAGCAAGGCCCGGCUCCGACUGCUGAAACACGGAGUUAACCUGCUGUGAUGCCCUCUGAGCUCAGAGGAGUUCAUUUACAAACUGGGCUCCCAGUCUGCCAACAAACAAAUUC